Saccharomyces cerevisiae S288C is the source of this 1650-nucleotide messenger RNA. RefSeq names its product divalent metal ion transporter SMF2 (gene SMF2). Gene Ontology annotation, molecular function: metal ion transmembrane transporter activity. Gene Ontology annotation, biological process: metal ion transport; manganese ion transmembrane transport. The transcript has a single exon. NCBI's taxonomy places the organism in Eukaryota, Fungi, Ascomycota, Saccharomycetes, Saccharomycetales, Saccharomycetaceae. Gene Ontology annotation, cellular component: plasma membrane; vacuolar lumen; membrane. The record is from RefSeq and is marked reviewed. The coding region runs from base 1 to 1650 and encodes 549 amino acids.
AUGACGUCCCAAGAAUAUGAACCUAUUCAAUGGAGCGAUGAAUCCCAAACAAAUAAUGAUAGUGUCAACGAUGCGUAUGCCGACGUGAAUACCACUCAUGAGUCGCGUCGAAGAACAACUUUGCAGCCAAACUCAACAUCCCAGAGCAUGAUCGGAACAUUGAGAAAAUAUGCUAGGUUCAUCGGUCCUGGUUUGAUGGUAUCUGUAUCGUACAUGGAUCCUGGUAACUAUAGUACAGCUGUAGCAGCGGGUUCUGCUCAUCGGUACAAGCUUUUAUUUUCUGUCUUAGUUUCUAAUUUCAUGGCUGCUUUUUGGCAGUACCUCUGCGCCAGAUUGGGUGCUGUCACUGGCCUAGAUCUGGCACAAAAUUGUAAGAAACAUUUGCCCUUUGGACUUAACAUUACUCUUUAUAUUCUGGCGGAGAUGGCAAUUAUUGCCACAGAUCUGGCAGAAGUGGUAGGAACCGCUAUUUCUUUGAAUAUCCUUUUCCAUAUACCUCUCGCCCUAGGUGUGAUACUUACUGUGGUAGACGUUUUAAUUGUUCUGCUAGCUUACAAACCUAACGGUUCCAUGAAGGGUAUCAGAAUAUUUGAAGCUUUUGUUUCUUUAUUGGUGGUUCUUACCGUAGUUUGCUUUACUGUUGAACUGUUUUAUGCCAAACUGGGACCUGCCAAAGAAAUAUUUUCUGGGUUCUUACCCAGUAAAGCCGUUUUUGAAGGUGAUGGGUUAUACUUAAGUCUGGCAAUUCUGGGCGCCACGGUAAUGCCUCAUUCAUUAUAUUUGGGGUCAGGUGUGGUUCAACCAAGAUUAAGAGAGUAUGAUAUCAAAAACGGACAUUACUUGCCAGACGCGAAUGAUAUGGAUAACAAUCACGAUAAUUACAGGCCAUCCUAUGAGGCCAUCAGUGAAACUCUGCACUUUACUAUAACGGAAUUACUGAUCUCGCUGUUCACGGUGGCAUUAUUUGUCAAUUGUGCCAUUCUUAUCGUGUCUGGCGCUACACUAUACGGGUCCACUCAAAAUGCUGAGGAAGCUGACUUAUUUUCUAUUUACAACUUACUCUGUAGUACUCUUUCCAAGGGAGCGGGAACGGUAUUCGUGCUGGCAUUGUUGUUUUCAGGACAGAGUGCCGGUAUCGUGUGUACGUUGAGUGGACAAAUGGUUAGUGAAGGGUUCUUAAAUUGGACUGUUUCUCCGGCAUUGAGAAGAUCCGCCACAAGAGCGGUAGCCAUCACGCCUUGUUUGAUUUUAGUGCUUGUAGCUGGACGUAGCGGCCUCUCUGGUGCACUAAAUGCUUCCCAAGUGGUACUUUCUCUCUUGCUGCCUUUUGUUUCUGCACCUUUACUUUACUUCACUUCAAGCAAGAAGAUUAUGCGUGUACAGCUUAACCGUACCAAAGAACUUUCAAGAACUACAGACAAAAAACCCGUGGCCGACCGAACCGAAGAUGAUGAGACCAUUGAGCUCGAAGAAAUGGGCAUAGGCAGCAGCUCACAGGAGCGCAGCUUAGUUUCUCCUGCUCCAGAAUACAAAGACAUGAGCAAUGGAAUGAUCGUCACCGUGCUCGCAAUCAUAGUAUGGUUGAUUAUCUCCGGACUGAACUUUUAUAUGUUACUGGGCUUUACUACGGGCAAAGAAGUACACCUCUAA